UUGAAAAAUUAUACUUGUGUGUAUUGCCACUUAUUUUCUUCCACUUUUCUUUUCAGACGGAAAAGGCGAACAGAUUUACGUAAGCGAAGCAAUGAACUCGGUGGUGACAUAAUUUUGAACACUGAUCACCAUCUGAAUUUUGAUGAUGUCGAUGCAAACUCAAAGAAAAAUGUUAUCAUUUACGGCACUUCACUACAGAAUAAUGACUUCUUCAGCCGAGCUGUGCCUUAUACUUCUCAAUCGUUAAGGAAAACGGGUAGUUUUGAUAGGCCGAAAUUUGAUAGGCCACUUCAUCAGUCUUCCACAACUUUACGACUUCAUACUCGUCCUGAUGGAUAUUAUGCCGCGAGUCGCAUGUAUGAAGAAAUCCCUCCACGGAUACCAGAUAUUCGACAAAACUUUGAUGACAUUAAUAUUUUACAAUUAAAUCAGUUAGAUCGUGAUUUGAUUUUACGCGAAAGUAGUCGGAAACCCCCUCCUACCUGUCGACCACCGCCACCUCCACAAGGUUCUCCAUUUAGUACGGGUUCUUCAGUAAAUUCAAUUGAACAUGAAUUGCAACAUAUACAUAGCAGCCCUUCUCCUAAACGAGAGAUUAAAAAUCGGCCUGGAAGCGAAACGUCGCCUCGACAACCUCCUUUAGCUGUAUUUGCUCAUCAAAAUCAUGCUCAUUCUACGAUGACGUAUGUCUAG
This is a messenger RNA of Enterobius vermicularis (human pinworm), 693 nucleotides long. The record is from the annotation of a GenBank genome assembly. NCBI's taxonomy places the organism in Eukaryota, Metazoa, Nematoda, Chromadorea, Rhabditida, Oxyuridae.